Molecule: messenger RNA, 1230 nt
Organism: Lachancea lanzarotensis
Lineage: Eukaryota; Fungi; Ascomycota; Saccharomycetes; Saccharomycetales; Saccharomycetaceae
Gene: TGL2
Product: LALA0S11e02498g1_1
Exons: 1
Coding region: 1-1230 (409 amino acids)
Molecular function (GO): triacylglycerol lipase activity
Source: RefSeq, a predicted model, not a curated record
AUGGUUUCUAGCGAUGAUGAAGGCUUCUCUUAUAGCCUGAAGCAGAAGGUGGGCUCAUGGAUAGACCAAACUAACUCCAUUUUCUGUGGGAAAAAGCCGAAGACAUUAUCGAUCAAAGCGAUUGCCAGAAAAUACGGUGAUGAGAACUUGAAUUGUUUCCAAGACUCUUAUUCGAUAGUGGUUCGUAGAGAACACUCGAAAGAACUCUCCAGGUCGGCGGAAAAAGACUUCCGUGCACCAAGAAACCCCAUAGUUUUGUGCCACGGACUUUCAGGAUUUGAUCGGUUGGUGCUACUUCCUUCAAUUGGACAACUGACGAAACUUAUGAGCAACCAUUCUGCUUCUUCCAACUCCGAACAACAUAUGGAGCAGGAUUUAGAACAGUCGAGGCUGAAGGGAUUGUGGGAAGUCGAGUAUUGGGCCGGCGUUCAGCAGGCACUCGAGUCCAAAGGCUGCACAGUUAUAUCCACCCGCGUUCCUGGUUUCUCAACAAUUCAGGAAAGAGCGAAAGCUCUGAACGAAUGUAUCGAGCGCGAAACGAAACAUCUAAGAGUGUCGCAAAGUGCCGAAGAAACGUACAACACCAGCAAGCGACAAGAAACGGGAAAAUCCGAUGAAAUUCAAAAACCCGUCAAAGUAAAUUUGAUCGCUCACUCUAUGGGCGGUCUGGAUUGCAGAUAUCUUAUCUCCAACAUAGAAAAUAAGAAUUUUGACGUACUGAGUCUAACCACGGUUUCAACGCCGCAUCAUGGAUCUGAAAUGGCCGAUUUUGUCGUGCGACUUUCAGACGACCUCCAAAAGGGCGUUUCUGCGGACCGAAAACUAAAAAUAUUACCACCUGCCAUAUACCAGCUAACAACCAAGAGCAUGGAGGCCUUCAAUAAAUCCACAACGGAUAAUCCCAAAGUGAAAUAUAUGAGCUACGGAGCCUCCUGGCAGCCUAAGUGGUACAAUUUGUUUUUUACGUCCUGGAGAGUAAUCCACGAACUCACCAAUGGGGCGCCUAACGAUGGGCUAGUGAGCGUCGAAAGUAGCCACUGGGGUGAAUAUUUGGGUACCAUACAGAACGCUGACCAUCUUGACAUCAUAAACUGGAAAAACAAAUUUCAGAAGGAAAUUUCCAGGGCUUUGGCUCCAACGGAGUCUGCCAAGGAAGAAAUGGAACCUGACGUAGAUAUGCUGGACUUCUACUUGAGAAUAGCCGAUAACUUGGCGCGUAGAGGAUUUUAG